GAGAGUAUUGAAGCUCAGUUUCUCUCCCACAGGCACAGGCAGACUGAUCUCUCCUGCAGCUGAGCUGCUGCUGCUGCUGCUGCUACUGCUGCUUAUAGUACAGGACUCCAUAUUCCUUCCUAUCAACUCCUGCUUCUCAGCUGGGAAAGGGUCACUUUGAGCACCAGUGUGCCUGGAGGGCUGCUGGAUGGAGGACACCAUGUGACCUACAGACAGCCAGGAAAAGGCAGGCAGCAUGCUUCGUCUGCGGGGGGCACUGGUAGUUUGCUUCUUGCUCUUGUUCUUCAGCUCCGUCUGUGAAGGGUUUUUCGGCAAAAAGAGGCCAAAGCCCACUGCACAAUCAAAGGAAGCCUCAGGCAUAUGGGGAGGGUCCUACUUUGGAAAAUGGAUUCCGGAAGUGAAACUUCCAAUUCCACCUUUGAGUUCUUUGGGACUGCCCUUGAAUUUCUUGCCAGGGACUGUGGAAGGACAGGUUGCCACAACUUUACAAAACCCAACAACAGAAAGUCCACCAACAAAUACAGACAUUAUGAACAUACAAUAUUUAAAAGGGUCUUUGAGAGCAAACGUUGCCACAACUGUACAAAAUCCACCAACAAAAAGUCAACCAACAAGUACAGACACUGCCAAUGUACAAGAUUUCAAAGAGUCUUUAAAGGCACAGGUUGCCUCAACUGUACAAAACCCACCAACAGAAAGACCACAAACAAGUGCCAACAUCAUCACCUCACAAGAUUACAAACUGUCAUUAAAGACAGAUGUUGUAACAACUGUGCAAAAUCUAACAACAGGAAGUCCCCCAAUAAGUGCAGACAUCAUCAAUGUUCAGAAAGGCAAUAGAGGACUGGUGAUGGCACGACUUACCACACCUUCUUACCAGUCAAUCACAGUAGUUCCGUCUGAUAACGUCACAACUACCCCUGCUCCAAAAGGAACUGUUCUUCCACAAAGGGGUACCAGACCACCCAAAGAUGAACUCCUCAGAGCAAGACAUCAAACAGACAAUCCCAAGCCCAUAUUACAACCUUACCCAAGCUAUGACCUUGAUCUCUGGCCCUCCAAUGGAGGUAGUAACACAGAAAAAGCAUCUACACAAGAUACCCAUGGAUAUGUGAUCAUAACAUCAGAUUCUUCUAUACAGGAAUCAUCAACCUCCACAACACAGGUGAGCUGGAGCGCCAAGCCAACCACCAAGUCUGUCAAAUUACAAAAUGCAAAGAAGAAAAGACCCCAAAACAAACCAAUUUCCACAACCACUGGUUUCCAGACAUCAGAGUUACCAUCAUCAGAGCCCAGGCUACAUCCCACUCCACCAACACCGGUUCAGUCAACUACUAUAAAACAGCAGCCAGCUGUUUCCACUUCACUGCCAACUGAAGCCACCACACAGCUCCAGCCUAGUCCCACCACUACCCCGGAGGAUUCCAUCAACCCCAGGCAAGCUGUGGAGGACGUUACAGCCAUGGCAACUGUUCCCAACUGGACUCUGGAGACUGAGGCUACUGAUGGGGAUCCUGAUAGAUUUCCAUGGUCUGUGCCGACUACAAGCGAGCCAGAGGUGGAAAGCUUAAGCAGCAUCCAGGAUUUACCUCACGCUGCUUUAACCACAGAGCCGUCAGCAGGAGCUUUAAAGCCAGAAGCAACAUCCGAGGAGUCCACUGACCCGACAGCAGCGGAAAGAGAGAAGAAAACAUCAACCAGCAUGACAACAUCAAAGACUACAGAUAUGCCCACCACAGCGUCAGAGGACUGGCUGGAAGAUAUGACCCAAGAGUCUGCUCUCCCAGACUGCAACGCAGAACGUUCUGGAAUCUGCAGUUCCAAUGGCACUUGGGCCCCCACCUACCCCAAUGACAAAAGCAGCAGCAACAACAACAACAACAGCAGCGAAGCCACCAGCUCCACAAACCAUUCACAGACCCCAGUCCUGCCUCCAUCACUGCCCAUGCUUGUACCGCUAUAUUCUGACUGGAACAGUGCUAUGGCAGCCUGGGGUUUGGCAUGGGAUGCACAUGUUUAUGGACUGGGCACUGUGUUCUGUCUGAUUUCUCUAGCCUCCGCCCUUAACCUUCUCUGUCUGCCCUUGUGCUGCCCGUCAGGAUGUGGCUACUUUGCUCUGGUCAGCCUUUUCCUGCUGGCUGCAGGCUGCACCAGAGCUUUCGCCCUGCUGUACGAUGCCUACGGACACCAGGACCGCAUGCCAUCCACGGAGGCGUCGUUGCUGUUGUACGAGGCCCCGUUCCCUUGCAUGACCGCAGCCUUUGGCUUGGUCUUCCUCCUUCUGUCGAUGCGCUCCCGCAUGCAGCUUUCCUACUCUGCCUUCCAGAGGCCCUGCUUCCUAGCCUGUCUGGUUCUGUUGCACUUCGCUGCUGCUUUCGGUCCAGUCACAUUACUGCGAGUUGACCAGCAGGGGGCACCACUCUGCCUCUUCCUCUCCCUGAUCUCCAGAGGUGCUUUUGUGGCUCUAGCUACUUUCUUAUCUGUUGCUUACUUUGUGUUCUACUGCUAUGUACGUGCCGACUCCAAGCAUAUUUACCACCUGAACAACACCUCUCCGACGCCGGCCGAACGCUACAAUCGCUGCCCUUUUGCAGAGAGCCAAGACUGGGACCGAGCUGCGGUUGCAGUAUUCCUUUCUGCCAUCUUUUCUCUGGUCUGUGCCGGCCUCCAGCUCUAUGCCAUGCUGCAUGCCCUGGGUGUUGCUGGGGGGGCAGAGGUAUUCCAACCCUGGCCUUGGUGGACCUUCCAGUUUAGUUGCAGAGUUUGCGAGGCCGUCGUUUGCCUCACACUGGCGUUGGUGGUGUCCCAACCGGUUUACUGCUCAGAGCACCUCCCGCAACCUGGCAAUUGCUGGAUGGAAAUCUUAGCUGCAAAGUCCCCCAUCAUUCCUGGAAGCUACCAGUGGACCCUUACGCAGCAGGAGAAGCUGGCUAUCUGCGAUCCAAUCGGACAUGGUGAGACAGAAUGUCUACCCCUUUACACACUGGUGGAUGACCGAAUGGGCAGCCUUAAUGGACUGGAUCUCUUGUACCACAGUAACCGUGCUCUCGCCUACAGAGACUUGGACCUGGAUCUACCUGAAACCCUGCCAAACACUGGAGCUCCAUCUGUGGGUUCCUCCUUCACCAGCGACUCAACAGCAGAUCUGCGGCCUCCGUCACCUAUCAACCUGCGCCGCAGCAUUGACGAAGCACUGUUCAGCGAAGCACUUUUCCCAAUGAGCCUCUUCAGCCCCAUGAGGCCCUUUACUUCCAGCAACCACUCCUUGGAGGGCAGGGACACAGGUUCUAGCAGUGGGCAAACUCUCAAAGACACUCAUCCGUCUGACCCAGGCUUGUACCGAACCUCCUCCUGUGUGGAGAUGUUACCCCAAGCCCCUCUCCCAGUUCCAGCCCAGCAGGAAGCGUCCUUCAUUCCCUCCCCUUCUCCCUCACCGACAUCCUCCUGCUGUUCAUCUCCAGAGCACUGGAGAGGCAGCUCUAGCUCUUGCUCCCUCUACAGGCCAUCCAUAGCUGGCUCCUCUCUGGUGCUUUGUUCUAGUCCAGAAGGACACAACCCUCCUCCACCUUCUACAAUCAGUGGAAGCUCUGGACACACUGCCCCCAACACUGCCCUACAGGGGUCCGGCCAGCAAAGACAUUACAGAACUCAAAAUUUAGAACAGCAAAAUGAACUUGAUCAGUCUGUGCAAGAAGAGUUUAUCAGUGUGUGCAGACAGAUAGAUGCUCUCAGCAUCUGCAGUGAGACUAUCGACCUGUAGAAUAAGCACUCCAGUAGAGCACACAUGCAGAAAAUAAAUAAAUGUAUGACAGUAAUGGACUGGAUGAAUAACAGUGAGCAAGUAUAUGAGCAAGUUGUUUGACGAUUAUCUGUUACCAAGGUGCUAUAGCUGAUCUUGCUUGUUCCAGAUUGUGGCCUGAAAGCAAUGGUUGUCCAGUGAGAUGAAAAUGUGCCAAAUGUUUGAUAUGUAAGAUUUAUCUAUAACGAUGAGCGACUUUUUUGGGACGAUUCCAUUCUGAAUAACAAGUGCCACCAGCUGCCAAAAGCUACGAAGACGUAGACAAAGUUUUGUAGAAUAUUUCUCAAGGUUAUUGGUCAAGAACAUUUGUAAAGCUUUUAUGGAUUUUCUCAAGAACUUUAAAAGUGGAAUUUGUACAAGGUUUGUACAAUACCUGACUCUUUGUCGAUAUGGAUACUACUGUGAGUGAAAUAAGACUACUGACUACCAUACUGUACUACAUGUAACUCCAACUGUUAGCACUACAGAGGUUAGAUAUUAAAAAAUAUUUAACAAAUACAUUUAUUCAGUAUCUUUAGAGUUGGCCUUCGCUUGUACAGCUUCACCAUAUUAUUCUGAGGCAGAUUCCUGUGACCAAAUUUGGUGUGGGUGGAGCUUUGCAGGUUUAAAGGGGAAUAAAACUUGCCCUGUAUCUUCAGGAGACUCUAUACUCUCUAUACUGCCAGUGAAGCACCCUCUACUGGUGGCUUUAGUUAAUAUCUCAUUUAAGCUUUUUUUGUUUUCUCUGUAGCAUCAAGUUGGCUCUGGAUAUGAGUGACUGCCAUUCAUCUCUCUCAUUUAAAAUGUUUAAUAUGAACUACAGUUAAGUUAAUUAUUUAUCUGUGGAGUCUCAGGCCAUCAUUUCCAUGCAGUUUAAAAUAAAGACAAAUAACUUUUUGUUCGUUU
This is a messenger RNA of Astyanax mexicanus (Mexican tetra), 4684 nucleotides long. It is a transcript of the gene prrt4b, whose product is annotated as proline rich transmembrane protein 4b. NCBI's taxonomy places the organism in Eukaryota, Metazoa, Chordata, Actinopteri, Characiformes, Acestrorhamphidae. The transcript has 4 exons. The coding region runs from base 236 to 3760 and encodes 1174 amino acids. The record is from RefSeq and is a predicted model, not a curated record.